AAACUACCUGACGGUCCCAAAAAGCAUUAUCAAUUUAUGGUCAAGCAGAGUUUCAAGCAGCACGUGAACGAAAGCGAUCCUGAAAGAAUUAAACAAAUAAUUCAAAGGUCUUAUGAAGAUGCUGACUGGAUCUUAAAAAAGUACCUUAAAAAGUAGUAAACAUGCAACAGAUUCCUUUAGCACAGUGUUCUACACAGUUAGAUAUAAAUAAAUUUUGGGAAGUUUUACUAAUUUACCACAACAGGCCCCAUUUAGUGAAUCGUAAACUUCUAGCUGCUUCGCAAGUUUUAUUCUGUGAAUUAAUUAUAGACACAAAAGGUGUAAGCAGGGUGAAAGAUUUAUUUACAAGACCUGCAUUGAUAUAUGAAAUUAGAAAAUUAAAAGAAUUAAGCAAACAUUCAAUUACUACUGAUUUAAUAAAGAAUAUUGUAGAAUGCUAUGAUAAAAAUGUGCAAAUCAUUGAAAAAGAUUUGUCACAUUUUAAGUCUGCCACCACAGGAAUUUUUAUAUCCAUUCGAAUAUUAUUGCCAAGAGGUAAUAUUCCUGAAAAAUGUGUGGAGGUUGUAAUACUGGACAAAGAUAACAGAUGUGCAACUUUUUUAUGUGCCUCAGAAUUUAAUUCAUCAAAUGUUCCAAUUCCAGUAUUUCCAUAUGAUAUUGAAUUAACCACAUCAUGUAAUCUAAGAUUGCUAGUCAAUGAGAUUGAGGAUGCUGACACAAGUUCAGCAGAGUGGUUAUGCAAUAAACUCUUUACAAAGUUGUUAAAAUGGUCUCAGAAUGAACAAUCUGAAACUACAUCUGUUUCUUUAUCAUUAGUGUCAUCAGAUGAUUAUUGUUCACUGUAUGCCGACUUAAAGAACAAAUAUGGUAAAGAUUUGGUUAAAAGGUGGUCAACAAAAGCCACAACUAGUCCCCAGAAAUUUGUAUUUGAGGAUAUAGCUAUAGCAGCUUAUUUAAUUUGUAUUUGGAGGAAGUACAGUGAAAAACAAAACAUUGAUUUUGUUGACUGUGGUUGUGGCAAUGGGUUGCUGGUUUAUAUACUUAAUGCUGAAGGGUAUAGAGGGAUAGGACUGGAUCUAAGAAGGAGACCCACAUGGGAUCUUUAUCCAAGUGAUAUUGGCUUGAAGGAGGAAAUUGUUACCCCAGAUUCCUUGUUCCCAACAUCUACAUGGAUAAUAGGAAAUCAUUCAGAUGAACUAACUCCAUGGAUCCCAGUAAUUGCUUUAAAAAGUUCGUCAAAAACCAAUUAUUUUCUUCUUCCUUGCUGUUCCUAUGACUUCAGUGGUAAAAAAUACAUACGACAAAACGCAAGGGUUAGUGCAUAUUCUGAUUAUAUGGACUAUGUACAACAGAUUAGUGAAAUAUGUGGAUUUUCUACCAAAAUAGACAAACUUAGAAUACCUUCAACAAAGAGAACUUGUUUCAUUGGAUUGCAAAGAGAGUAUAAGGACAAUGAGUAUCAAAAUGUUCUGGAUAGAGUAGAUGCUUUUCUUGAAACUAAAUUGUCUCAACAUACUUUCCAACAUAGAAUUGAGACAAAUAUUCCUAGGAAUUGUACUCAAUUAGAUAAAGGAUUUAUUAAUAAAAUUAUACAAGUUUCUGUAAAUAAAAUUCUGUCUAGAGAACAAUACAUAAAUAAAGAAAAUGAGGACAAAUGGAAUAAAGGUACUGGAGUAAGUUUAUCAGAUUUAUCCAAAGAACUGGCUAUUGAAGACAAGAAGAAACUUAAAAAUGAAUGUGGUGGUUUACAAACUUUAAUCAGAAAUCACAGGUACAUUUUUGAAAUGAAAGAUGAUGAAGUAUGUCUUAGACUUCCUUAUGCUCUUAAGGACACUGAAAUGUAUAAAACUAAACCAUGUUGGUUUUAUAUAAAUCAUCCAGAUGGUUGUAUACAUGAAUCCCAAAAUUGUGCUUAUAAUCAUUGUAAAUAAAUAGUUAUCAAUGCG
Aethina tumida (small hive beetle) is the source of this 1946-nucleotide messenger RNA. RefSeq names its product LYR motif-containing protein 9. NCBI's taxonomy places the organism in Eukaryota, Metazoa, Arthropoda, Insecta, Coleoptera, Nitidulidae. The transcript has 4 exons. Gene Ontology annotation, biological process: tRNA methylation. The record is from RefSeq and is a predicted model, not a curated record. Gene Ontology annotation, molecular function: tRNA (uridine) methyltransferase activity; metal ion binding. Bases 162 to 1931 code for a protein of 589 amino acids.